CCUAGCGGCUGAAUGCUCUACCUCUUUAAUUGAAAGCUCAUCUUCUCGGAGCAGUCUUUCAGUCCGGCGCUGGCGUUCACACGCUCACACACACUCUCUCUCUCUCACACACGCACGCAUCCUCCUUCCGCGUCCAGGACAUGAACACCUGAUUUUUCUCACCUGCAUGAUGGACAGCUAGACGGUUAAAGAAAAAAAAAAAUACAAAAACAAAUUCAAAGAGCGCCAUGACCUGCGCUUACUGACUCGCACACACACACACACACACACACACACACACGCGCACACACACACACACGUUUCCAGCCGUGAGAGAGAGAGAAAGAGAGAGAGAGAGAGAGAGAGAGAGAGAGAGAUGAUUCAGCCCGAGCUCCACAAUCAUGUGGCUCCUAACACGGAGCCCAGUCCUGCAGACACAGCUCCAGUAUCCCCCAGCCUGCUGCACAGGAUCCGGAGAGUCUUCACCAGAGAGCUCCUCCUCACGCUGGCGCUCGGUCAGGUCUUGUCUCUGCUCAUCUGCGGGAUCGGACUGACCAGCAAAUACCUGGCCACUGAUUACCACGCCAACACGCCCGUGUUCCAGUGCUUUCUCAACUACAUCCUGCUGUUCCUGGUCUACACCACCACACUCGCAGUCAGGCAGGGAGAGGAGAAUUUACUGGCGAUCCUGAAGAGACGAUGGUGGAAGUACAUGAUCCUCGGCGUGAUCGAUAUUGAAGCCAACUACCUGGUCAUUAAAGCUUACCAAUACACCACACUUACCAGUGUACAGCUAUUGGACUGCUUCGUCAUCCCCGUCGUGCUCCUGCUGUCCUGGUUCUUCCUGCUGGUGAGGUAUAAGGUGGUGCAUUUCGUCGGCGUGGGCGUCUGCCUGCUCGGCAUCGGCUGCAUGGUGGGAGCCGACGUGCUGGUGGGACGACAGCAGGGUCUUGGGGACCAUAAGCUGCUGGGAGACCUGCUGGUUCUGGCCGGUGCCACGCUAUACGGCAUCUCUAAUGUGUGUGAGGAAUUCAUUGUGAAGAACCUGAGUCGUGUAGAGUUCCUGGGAAUGAUGGGCCUCUUCGGUUCCUUCUUCAGCGGCAUCCAAUUAGCCAUAAUGGAACACAAGGAGCUGUUGAAGGUGCAGUGGGACUGGCAGAUAGGGUUACUGUACAUCGGCUUUAGUGCCUGUAUGUUUGGCCUGUACAGCUUCAUGCCUGUGGUGAUCAAAAGGACCAGCGCCACAACGGUCAACCUGUCUCUGCUCACUGCUGACCUGUACAGCUUCUUCUGCGGCCUCUUUCUAUUUCAGUACAAGUUUUCAGCUCUCUACCUGCUAUCGUUCUUCGUCAUCUUGCUCGGCUUGGUGAUCUACUCCUCCUCUUCGACCUACAUAGCGCAAGACCCUCGCGUAUAUAAGCAGUUUCGCAAUGCAGGAAAUCCCGUCCCGGACAUGCCCAACGCCGGGCCCUUGGAGCCUUCAGUGACCUACAGCAGCCUGGGGCAGGAGAUAGAGGAUGAGCCUCGGGUUCGGGUAGCUUGAGGGGGCGGAGCCUCAUGCGCGCAAUCGUCCACGGCCCCUCCGGCAGCGUGUAGAAAGUGAAUGAUGAUAAUCACAGAAUAAUGUAUAUAACCACGUAGCAAACAAGUACACUGUGAUCACGAACUGUGAAUAGGUAGCAGUGAUCUCGGACUGUCUCGGAUCCAUCGUGUAUAAACCUCAUCGCCUCCACACUCAACAGUUUAAGUGUUUAAGGGUCUGUGCUGACUGUUUGUGCAAAAUCACAAUUCUGACUUUUAUUUUCUUACAUGAGCACAAAAAGGUUUCAGUGUAGCUGAAAUUUUGACGUGCUUUUUUUUUUUUUUGGUUAUUAUGAAUAAUUUAAAGGAACAAAUCGGCCAAAAACAAAAUGUAAAAUAUAUCCUUUUACUGCUAAAUGUAAUUUUUUCACUGGAGCAACGAGGCUAACGUGGCUAACACUUAAGAAAGGUUUAUAGCUACCAGUUUAGCAUAAUGCUUCAAAACUGCUUCAAAACUCUGUGGAGCUCUUUAGUGUCUUGUGUGAGUGGUUUUCGACACUGUCUAACGCACUGUUAUCUAUAAAAACGGACAAAAGCAAAUAUUUCCGAGCUGAAAACGGUCUCGACUCUAUCAUGAAGAUGGAAUCAGGCUCAGAUAGGAGGUGUGGCCUAGAAUGUGAACGUUGAGUUGAAUAGUAUGCUAGAAGUUAUGAUAAUGUCGUAGCGAUUUGAGUUUUAUAUUUCAUUUUCUUAACAUAGACUGUUAUUGUAUAAAACUGUUUACAUACAAAUGGUGUAAUGGAUUGAGUUGAUGUCCUCUGAGGUGCAUGCAGUCGUGGUGCUAAAAUAGCGGCUAUACCACAGAACUCUUGAAUUCCCGAAUCUGAUUGGUCAGAAGGUGUUGAUUCAUUCAUUUUGUACGCUGGACGCUCCGCAAAAUUUAAGGCUAAUAAUAAACAGAUUGUUUACAGAACACAGCAAAAACGUGCUGUUAUUUAACACAGAAAAACGUGAAAAGUUUAUUUAACGUUUAUGGAAGGAGUCUCCAGUGUCAGUGAAAGUCAAACAGUGAAAGUGAAAGUUUUUUUUUUCUGUCUUAUUAACUUAAAGAGAGCAAAAAAAAAAAAGGUUGGUGAGGUAAUGACUGAAGUGAUAACAGGAACUGACUUGUUUUGUGGGCGUUCCACAACAUUAAACGUAACUAUAAACUGAUAAAAUGAUGAUGUGUCGUUCAGUGAAUUGAAAAAAUAGCUGUAAAUAAUUGUAAUGUAAAUGAAUAAAGCACACUUUGAGGUGCGCUGUUAUUGGAAAAUAGUGAACAUUGAGGUGGUAACAGUAACUCUGCUCCACGUCAGACCAACCUCAUGCCACCCUGUUGUUGUUUACUUUUAUGUUAACGGCAUGCUCCCAAGUGUUUAACCCCCUACACAUUUACUCGUUAGCUACGUUAGCCUUAUAGCUCCAGUGCAAAACUGAUGAAACUUCAGACACCAAACGUUACGACUAAUCGAGUACAUUUGGGGUAAAGAGGAGAAUAAUGUAAAUAUGAAAAUAAUUUCAUUUUUGGUUCACGUUUGCUUUAAUCAGUUCUGAGUUACAAUAAAUUAUAAACUGAUUUGUUAACAGCCAGUGCCUUGAGAUAUAUAGGUAAUGUUGGUGAAAGUCAACAGUGUCAGUUUUCCACUUGUCUGAGAACUCAGAUUUGUGAGAAAGUAGUACAUUCUCAGCUGGAAACUAAAAUAUAUUGCUUAUCAGAAAACCGGAAUGAAACGCAUACGCACACACACACACACACACACACACACACACACACACACAUUUAUGGGUCUCUUGUAUCCGUCUUAUUUUACUGUUACACCACUUUGGUUAAUCGUCCUUUUGAUCAAACAAUAAGAAUGUCUGAGGGUUUUAUGUGUUUUUAUUCUGUCAUGAAAAUAUAUGGCAUUUUCCUUUGUAUUAAAUAUAAAAUGUGUACUAGCUUGGUUGUAAACUUGUAAAAAAAAACAAAAAAAACACUUGUCUUAUAUUUAAUUUGUUUUAUGACUGGUCAUCAGACUCAUCAUAGUCCUUUUGAAGUAUUAUCGGCAUUUGGAUAAAAUCUAUGUAUAAAGUUAUUAUUUUGAGAAAUUCUCUAAAACUGUUUUGUUUUUUUUUGUUGUUGUUUUUUUUUUAACUUUUAUUUGUCAUUUACGUACUGGAAUUCUUAAUGUGUCUGAGUUGUCGCUUUAAAUAA
This is a messenger RNA of Ictalurus punctatus (channel catfish), 3733 nucleotides long. It is a transcript of the gene slc35f1, whose product is annotated as solute carrier family 35 member F1. The transcript has 8 exons. Gene Ontology annotation, molecular function: transmembrane transporter activity. Gene Ontology annotation, cellular component: membrane. Gene Ontology annotation, biological process: transmembrane transport. The record is from RefSeq and is a predicted model, not a curated record. NCBI's taxonomy places the organism in Eukaryota, Metazoa, Chordata, Actinopteri, Siluriformes, Ictaluridae. Bases 356 to 1522 code for a protein of 388 amino acids.